Messenger RNA from Schistocerca cancellata (South American locust), 696 nucleotides. Its product is annotated as aspartate, glycine, lysine and serine-rich protein-like. The record is from RefSeq and is a predicted model, not a curated record. The transcript is spliced from 5 exons. The annotation marks the transcript as partial. NCBI's taxonomy places the organism in Eukaryota, Metazoa, Arthropoda, Insecta, Orthoptera, Acrididae.
GGGCCAGGAGGGCCAGGAGGGCCAGGAGGGCCAGGAGGGCCAGGAGGGGAGGGGGGGAGACGGGGCAGGAGGGGGGAGACGGGGCAGGAGGGGGGGAGACGGGGCAGGAGGGGGGGAGACGGGGCAGGAGGGGGGGAGACGGGGCAGGAGGGGGGAGACGGGGCAGGAGGGGGGAGACGGGGAGGGGGGGAGACGGGGCAGGAGGGGGGGAGACGGGGCAGGAGGGGGGAGACGGGGCAGGAGGGGGGGAGACGGGCCAGCACCAACACCGACAACAACCACACCGACAACAACCACACCGACAACAACCACACCGACAACAACCACACCGACAACAACAACAACCGGCCGCCAGCCCCUGCUAUCCAAAUUGUCAAAUCAGACACCACAUGCCCCCUCCCAAAAUGGGCACACAGGGAUCGAAAGGGCCCCGGUCGAUGCCUUGUGAGGUGCACAGGUUAUAUGCUGUCAGAGGAUGCCACCAGCUGGGAGGAAGAACGUGGGAAAUUGGGCACUGCACUGGGGAACGGUAGUAUGAUGAUGACUGAGGCACAGACUGAAGCAACGGUGAUGUUCCGACCUCCGUACCUGGGAGUACGGCAGCUGCUGUCCUCGAGUGGAAAUAGCACGUGUGAAGAGGAGGGAAGUGUGAGGGCAGGGACACCAACUCAGUGUAAUCCUCUGCUGAAGGUGUAG